CAAAAAAUGGACGGAGAUUUAACCGUCGAAGUUAAAGGGAAUAAUUCAAUUUAUUUAAACGCUACUGUUGUCGAUGUACAAAAAGAUGGAGUAGUAGUUAUUUAUCAUAAAAGCCCCCGACCAGCCUCAUUAGUGCCUUUCUCCGACGUUAGACUUGCCUUGAGAACCUAUCAUCAUACAUUUAGUGAGGGUGAUGAAGUCGAAGUUUGUAAAUACAUAGAAAGUGAGCAAGCAUUUGGUUGGGUGGAUAGUCGAGUUAAGAUGAUGAGGGGGGAGUUUGUCGUCGUCGAAUUCCCCAACGAAGAAACCAAAGAUUCUAAAACAGUACCUGGUGAUAUAGUACAGAUAGAGAACGUCAGAUUUAAAAAUACAAAUCCCCCAGUAACGUCAUCGACCUUCCACAGACUCAUCAUUGAAGUACCGCCUGAUCUCUUUCCAAUCUGUAGAGACCCUAGCUCUCACAAAGAUUUCAAACAGUCCUGUGCGGCCUCUCUCGUCGAGUUUAAGGAACAAGAUGGCUCCCUUGUUGUUAUUUCCCAGUACGAGUCUGUGGUUAAAAAGGCUUUCUUACUGUCAGAGAUGCACAUGAAGGGUCUACGCCAGAAGAUGCUCCUGAAACAAAAAACUGAAGAUGCUGUUAAGAAACUUGAGACGUCGAGACAAGCGCCUUCUAACUAUUCCGAAGAGUUUACGGUGCCGAAGGAUUUGAUAGGUCUGGCUAUCGGCAGUCACGGUUCAAACAUUGUAGCUGCCCGUAAACUGUCCGGCAUCAUAUCUAUCGACCUCAAUGAGGAACUCGGAUUGUUUACCAUAUAUGGGCAAUCGGAAGAGGUUGUAAAAGAAGCAAGGGCUAUGCUAGAAUACGUCGAGGCCAUUGUUCAAUUGCCAAGAAUGCUCGUGUCAAAGAUUAUUGGAAAGAAUGGACACAUCAUUCAGGAUAUUGUCGAUAGAUCGGGAGCUAUCCGGGUUAAGAUUGCCGGCGAUAAGGAUAUGAAUGAACCAAGGAUUGCGGGACAAGUUCCUUUCAUAUUUGUCGGCCAGCCUGAAAGCAUUAACAAUGCCAAGUUACUCGUUGACUACCAUAUCAAUCAUCUCAAGGAGAUAGAGAAAUUGACACAACGCAAGCAGAUGUUGGAUGAUGAACUAAGGGAGCUGUUGAAACAUCAUCAACACAUCUUAUCGUACAGGAGGCCAUCUGAGAGCAAGAACAAAGACUCCGAGAACCAGGGCCCAGCAGCAGCUGCGUCUGUGCAGGCAGUAGCAUCCAACAACAACAACAAUAGCAACAACAUCAACACAACAGCAGCAACAAACAGCAACAGCAGCGAUGACGUCAACGCAUCAGCAGUAAAACAAUCGCGUCCGACCUCGUCGUCAACAACAACAUCACUAUCAUCUCAAGCCAAUGAAAAUUCCAACAACAACAGAAACAACAACAACAGCAACAAUAACAACAGAAACAAAUACAACAACAAUAACAACAACAACAAUAAAAACAACUACAAUAAUGGUAAAUAUAAUAACAAAAAUAAUAGACCUAUGGCCUACAACAACAACAGCAACA
Helobdella robusta is the source of this 1564-nucleotide messenger RNA. RefSeq lists its product as hypothetical. The annotation marks the transcript as partial. Gene Ontology annotation, cellular component: neuronal cell body; postsynaptic density; axon. Gene Ontology annotation, biological process: positive regulation of translation; regulation of dendritic spine development; regulation of translation at postsynapse, modulating synaptic transmission. NCBI's taxonomy places the organism in Eukaryota, Metazoa, Annelida, Clitellata, Rhynchobdellida, Glossiphoniidae. Gene Ontology annotation, molecular function: translation regulator activity; mRNA 3'-UTR binding; protein homodimerization activity. The transcript has 13 exons. The record is from RefSeq and is a predicted model, not a curated record.